Psylliodes chrysocephalus is the source of this 3998-nucleotide messenger RNA. The record is from the annotation of a GenBank genome assembly. NCBI's taxonomy places the organism in Eukaryota, Metazoa, Arthropoda, Insecta, Coleoptera, Chrysomelidae.
AUCCUCUCAAUUUUUACAUUUCAGUCAGUCAAGGUUUUGUUAAAGUGAUUUUAUACUUUGGUAGAAAAUUAUUAUACCUGUACGAAGAUUGUGCUAAAUAGUGUAAUAUUUAAUAAUUCCUACUUUAAAUCUGUAUUAUUGCAGCAAGAAAUAUAUUGUUGAUGUUAAUACAAUAACUAUUCUUAGUUUGUGUGAAGCAACACCCGUCCCGUAAAUUUUUGUGAUUGAAAAUGGACGACCUUGUAAUGAUUGAUUUCCUUUUAAAUCUUUGAAAUAGAUAAUCUCUUCAACAUGGAUACAAUGAAUUCGCAGUUGCUCUCCAAGUCGUUGAACUUCCACGGACAGCAACUGCAGAAAUUGUGGGAGGGCGAAUUCGGCGAGAACGAUUUGGCCAGGAAAAAUGUGAAAGAGUUGAAUUUUCACGUGUACGGCCAAAGGCAGAAGAAUCUUCCCUUUCAGGACAGAGGGAAAAGGCUCAAGCUGCAGCAGUUCCUCAUAAAAAAGGCGAAUUUCAUUUACAGCUUAGAGGCUACUCAGAUUAAGAAUGGUGAUAAACCGAUCACUGAGGAUAUGUACGCGAUCCUGCCGCCUUUUGAGACUUACACUGGGGUUGAUAAACAAAAAAGAUUGCAAUUUUUUAUGGAGAAUGUUAAAGUUGGCGAUUUAAUUUUGGGCACUAUUGUAAGCAAACAGCAAUCUGGAAUGAUGUUGAAAGUAUUGUGUACGGCCAGUAUAGGUGCUCCUGUUCUCUAUGCUGCUGAUAUUAAUGUUAAAGCUUUUUGUCCAGUUGCAAAUGUCAUCCCUGCAGUAGAUAAAAAGGGGGUAACACGCAGCUAUAUGAUGAAUGACUAUGUUUGUUGUGAGGUUCUUGAAAUAAUAUCUGAUACAGAUAAAGUUGUUUGUGGCAUGAAGGGAAUUACAAGAAAGUCUUCAGAUCCAGAACAUCAUCCUGCAUUGGGUCUUAUUAGUACCGAUGAUUUUCCAAUUGUUUACAAAAAAGCACUGGAUUACAAGAAUGAAAGUUACGACACUGUGUUAGAGAAGAGCGUCGGGUUCAAUAACCCCAAUAACAUUCAGUAUUUGUCUGAAUCGAUGGACGUUGAUAAACAUCUCAGUUUCAUGUCGGGCCUCAAAUAUAAGUUUCCGGAUAACGAAUAUGCGGCCGAACUCAGGCAAGUCCAAGCGAGUAAAUGGGCGUAUCGCAACGUGGCUGACGGUAUCGACCAUUUCAAGGCCGGCAAGCACGUUGAAGCAUUUCAAUGUCUCAAUAAAGCGCUGAAUAUUGAUCCCAAGAACGUCGAAGGCUUAGUGGCCAGAGGCGCGUUGUACGCAAAUAGCGGCAACUUCCAAAAAGCCAUUGAAGACUUUGAAACCGCCUUGAAAUUGAACCCGAACCACGCCAAUGCCAGAAAGUACAUGGGUGAAACCCUUGUCGCUCUAGGCCGGAGCUACGAGGAGGAGAAUAAGAUUGAUGAAGCUAGAAAGGCCUACCAAAGUUGCUUGACCAUUAUCCCUUACCACGAAGAAGCGCAGAAUUCUUUGGAGUUCUUGAAGAACAAAACGCAACCAAAGAACUUGAUCGAACCGGCCGAGUUGCUUUUACCUGCAUUGAACGUUCCUACUAAACCCGCCGAUGUCAACGAAGCUUUGAAGCAAAUACUAAAGACCGAAGACGAAGAGAAGAAGGACAAGAAGAAGAAAAAGAAGAGUAAGAAGCGCAAAAACCGCAAGCGCUCCAGCUCCACUUCGAGUUCGAGCUCUUCCGGUAGUGGCGAAUCUUCUUCUAGCUCGUCGAGUUCGUCCAGCGAUUCGACCUCCUCCUCAGGUGAUUCAGAUUUUAAAAAGAGAAAGAAACACCGCUCUAGAUCGCACAAACGCAAAGAACGAGAACAUUCCCUGAGUCCUCUUAGUAAAAGGAUGGCUCUGAUGGAUCAAAGUCACGAAACUCCGAACACGAACUUUAACUUUAAUAAACCAGCGGCCAGCUCCAAUUUCGAUUUUAGUUUCGAACAGCCGGAACCUCCGAAACCCGCAGAGAAUGAUUACGAAGCCAAAGUUCGGGCAUUUUUAGCGGAAACGAAAGGCGAUUCCGAUUACGAGGACAAAGUGAGGAAGUUCUUGGAAGAAAGCGCCAAAUGGAAGAAGGGCAAGGGCGGCGAGGAUAAAAAAAAGAAGAAAAAGAAAGAUAAAAAGGCUAAGAAGGAAAGCAAGAAAAAGAAGAAGAAGGAUAAGUUGAAGAGGAAACAGAGCUUCGAUUUGAGCGAAUUGGAUGAUCACAAGAAAUUGAGGGAUGCCAUUAAGAAAGAAUUAAGUAAAGAAAAAAAAUCGAAAAAGCAUAGCUUACCAUCAGAUGAUGACGAAUACUUUUUGCAAAAAUCUGGCUACAGCAAGAGAUUUAUUGAUAGUUUACCAGAUAUAGAAGAGUUAGAAUCAAAAUUAAAUGCGUAUUACGCUCUAGAGAAGGACAGUAAACGCAAGGACCGCAGCGAGAGCCCCCCUAAACGUAUCUUAGACUCUCCGUCGCCCACUAGGGAGCAGAAAGCGCGGCAGGCGGUGGCCGAGGCCACCGCUUCCGUGGGCGGUACCCAAAAAUGGAAGAUGCAAAUCGGGCCGGGCACCUCUGGCAAUUCGAGGUUCAAGAAGAAGGUGCAGGACAGGCCUCCGCCCUCGACCAGCGAUUGGGGGAUGGAUAUCGAGAAACGAGGCAAGAGCAAUCGUUCAUUAGGUUCGACGGCCGAUGACUCGCCUCCGCCGAAAAAGUCAUCGCUGCCACCGUUACCGCCUACAGAGAAGGCGGUGAGCGUGCGCAAGGCUAUGGAACGGCUAAAAGAACCGCCUCCGAAAAAGCCGGAUUCGCCCAAAAAAAUGAAGCCCGCUCCACCACCAAUGAACAAAAUACCGCAGGGACAGGUCGUGCUCGAUAAGUUCGGAAACUUUAGGCUAAUGACUCCGCCGGAAUUGAAAAAAGAGGCACAACUGGCGGCAGGUCGUAGACCACCAGAGCCGCCGGGAAGGCCGCGCAGCGACAGUAGAUCGCCGAAAAGACGUAGUCGCAGCCGUAGCAAGUACAGUCGUUCGCCGAGAUCAUCGAGCGGAUCUAGAUCGAGAUCACGAAGCUGCAGAUCCAGGUCUCGAAGCUAUUACAGCAGAUCGAGGUCACGCAGCGGUUCGUAUUAUUCGCGCAGCCGCAGUCGAUCGCGCAGUUAUUCGGGCGAUCGGCGUCGGUACGUGCGCCGGGGCGGCUUCAGAGGUCGCCACAACAACGACAGAGGCACCUACUACAAGCCACGGUUCCAAAACCCAAGGCAUAACGGUCAAAGAGGUAGGGGAGGCGGUUAUUAUAAUAAUAAUAGGGAUUCCAGGUAUGGCGAUAGAGAUUAUCGUGGCAGAGGUAGGCCGUACCCUUUCCAGAACAGGGGCAACAGGCGGCAGCCGCGUGGACGGUACGGACAAAGAGGAGGGUACAGAGAUUAUAGGGAUAGAAGAUACUCACGCAGCAGGUCACGCGAUCGCGACCGCAGAAGCUCGUACAGCGGUAGCGGCAGCGACGCGUCCCCGCCCUCGAAACGCGACAGAUCCUCGCCAGCGCCCGAAAAGGAGAAAAUCAACAAAUAUUCCGACGGAGAUGCUCCGGUCAGGCACGAAGGACCGCUGUCUGAGGGCGAGGAUAGGGACGACUACAUCAGUACCGAUACUAGCAAGUUGAUCGAUAGGGAGAUCGGCGGUAAAUGGGCCGACAAGGAAGAGGGAGAGAGCCAGCCUGAACCGCCGGCUAAGAUCAGCGCUCCGCCCCCUGCGGAAGUCGGCGAAGUCAAGGAUUGAAAAAGCAAGGCAAUGUGAUGACAUGUCUGAGUAGAAUGUGUGAGGAUGCAACGUUUGUUUUUAUUCUUAAGUGUUUAAUUUUGCCUAAGUUUAUUUAAGGCAAUUUAGGAUAUAAUUAUGUAUAAAUAAUAAUUUGUAUUUCUAGUGAUAAAAAAUUAAAUUAAAAAGUUUUGACC